This is a messenger RNA of Trematomus bernacchii (emerald rockcod), 1159 nucleotides long. Its product is annotated as cathepsin L1-like. Gene Ontology annotation, biological process: immune response. The coding region runs from base 25 to 1023 and encodes 332 amino acids. NCBI's taxonomy places the organism in Eukaryota, Metazoa, Chordata, Actinopteri, Perciformes, Nototheniidae. The transcript is spliced from 9 exons. Gene Ontology annotation, cellular component: lysosome. Gene Ontology annotation, molecular function: cysteine-type endopeptidase activity. The record is from RefSeq and is a predicted model, not a curated record.
AAGAACAGAUUCAGAGUUGUCAGGAUGAAGCUGUUGUUGGUUGCUGCUGCUGCUCUGGCCGUGGCCAGCUGUGCCUCCAUCUCUUCAGAUGACCUGGAGUUCCACGCCUGGAAAGUCCAGUUUGGAAGGUCCUACAACUCCCCGGUAGAGGAGGCUCAGCGCAGGGAAAUCUGGCUCAACAACCGCAGACUGGUGCAGAAGCACAACAUCAUGGCUGAUCAGGGCAUCAAGUCCUACCGCCUUGGCAUGACCAAAUUCGCUGACAUGGAAAAUGAAGAGUACAGACACCUGAUUUCCAAGGGUUGCCUCGGUUUCUUCAACACUUCUCUGCCUCAAACUGGUCCUGCUUUUUUCCGACUGCCUGGAGAAACCGAUCUGCCCAACAGUGUUGACUGGAGGGAUAAGGGAUAUGUCACUGAAGUCAAGGAUCAGAAGCACUGUGGCUCCUGCUGGGCCUUCAGCACAACUGGCUCGCUGGAGGGUCAGAUCUUCAGGAAGACAGGGAAGCUUGUGUCUCUGAGCGAGCAGCAGCUGGUGGACUGCACCAACGACAAUCAUGGGUGCAAUGGAGGCUGGAUGAACAAAGCCUUUAGGUACAUUGCAACUAACGGAGGGAUAGAAACAGAGGACUCCUACCCUUAUCGGGCUAAGGAUGGUAAAUGCCGUCACAACCUUGCCUAUAGCGCUGCCACAUGCACAGGCUACGUCCGCGUGAACCAAGGAGACGAAGUUGCCUUGAAAGAAGCUGUGGCCACCGUGGGACCUGUGUCUGUGGCCAUUGAUGUUUCUCAUGCAUCCUUCAAGCUGUAUCACUCAGGAGUGUACGAUGAGCCAAAAUGCAAGAGCUCAAAGUUGGGCCAUGCUGUACUGGCUGUGGGUUACGGCAGUGGCAAUGGACAGGACUACUGGCUGGUGAAGAACAGCUGGGGCCUCGGAUGGGGAGACCAGGGAUACAUCAAGAUGAGCAGGAACAAACACAACCAGUGUGGCAUUGCUACUGCAUCCAGCUACCCCCUGGUCUGAGCAGGUCCAGGACUUUCCUAAGUGAGGUGGAGGAACGUGAUGCAUCAUUUGCCUUUAUUUCAUAGAGAAACAUUAUGGGGUUAUAGAACAAUUCUUGAAAAAUGUAGAGAAUAAAAAACAAACAUUUCUAUGUAAA